Lathyrus sativus (Indian pea) is the source of this 669-nucleotide messenger RNA. NCBI's taxonomy places the organism in Eukaryota, Viridiplantae, Streptophyta, Magnoliopsida, Fabales, Fabaceae. The record is from the annotation of a GenBank genome assembly.
AUGAAUUCAUUCCCAAACUCUUCCACUUCCGAAUUUUCCUGCGAAUCCUCUUCAUUCGAAUUCAACUAUCUUCCCUUCAACGAGAACGAUCCCGAAGAGAUGCUUCUUUACGGCAUGAUCAACGACGCAAACAACACCCUCAAGAACAACACCAGAGUUGUUAUUAAGGAAGAAGAGGUAAGUUCCAUAAGUUCCGAAGAGAACGAACCGAGGAAGGAGAAGUCGUACCGAGGCGUCAGAAGAAGGCCAUGGGGGAAAUUUGCAGCGGAAAUAAGAGAUUCAACGAGAAAUGGAAUGAGGGUUUGGUUAGGAACAUUUGACAGUGCGGAAGCGGCUGCUUUAGCUUAUGAUCAAGCUGCGUUUGCCAUGAGAGGCGCUUCUGCGAUACUCAAUUUUCCGGUUGAGAUUGUGAGAGAAUCGCUUAAUGAUAUGAAUUGCGAUGAAUGUGCUGAAGAUGGUUGUUCCCCUGUUGUUGCUCUUAAGAGGAAACACUCUUUGAGAAGGAAAAUCGGUUUCAUGAAGAACAAGGAACAAGAUUUUAGAAAAAACAACAACAAUAAUGAUAACAAUAAUAUCAGUGUUGAUAAUGCUGUCGUGUUUGAAGAUCUUGGUUCUGAUUAUUUGGAGCAAUUGUUGAUGUCUUCGGAUGAAUUUCCUUAUCCUCCGUGA